Molecule: messenger RNA, 2268 nt
Organism: Mauremys mutica (yellowpond turtle)
Lineage: Eukaryota; Metazoa; Chordata; Testudines; Geoemydidae
Gene: MPP3
Product: MAGUK p55 scaffold protein 3
Exons: 19
Coding region: 187-1935 (582 amino acids)
Cellular component (GO): plasma membrane; cell-cell junction
Molecular function (GO): protein binding
Source: RefSeq, a predicted model, not a curated record
GGGACGCAGACACGGGGGAUCUGCUCCUCUCACCACGGGAGGCAGCCCGCCGCCUGAGCACGGAGUCCCGGCCGCGGCCGGCAGCCAGCUCCGGGUCCCGCAGGACUGUUUCUGAAUCGCAGUCCUGCAAGAAGAAAAUCAUUUUGGUUUAAGUUGAACAUUUGUCUCUAGCAAAAGACAACAGCUAUGCCAGUGCUAUCGGAAGAUUCAGGAUUGCAUGAGACUUUGGCCCUGUUGACAUCUCAACUAAGACCUGAUUCAAAUCACAAAGAAGAAAUGGGAUUCCUUAGAGAUGUCUUCAGUGAAAAAAGUCUGAGUUAUCUAAUGAAGAUUCAUGAAAAGCUCCGCCAUUAUGAAAGACAGAGUCCAACCCCUGUUUUACAUAGUGCAUCAGCUUUAGCUGAGGAUGUAAUUGAAGAAUUGCAGACUACACCAGUGAAUAAUGAGGAAAAAGAGCUGCUUCAGCUAUUGUCAACACCACAUCUUCGGGCAAUGCUUGUAGUACAUGAUACUGUUGCCCAGAAGAACUUUGACCCGGUCCUUCCCCCCCUGCCAGACAAUAUUGAUGAUGAUUUUGAUGAAGAAUCAGUUAAAAUUGUUCGUCUAGUGAAGAAUAAAGAGCCUUUGGGUGCCACCAUCAGAAGGGAUGAGAAUACAGGGGCUGUGAUUGUAGCAAGAAUCAUGAGAGGCGGUGCAGCUGACCGCAGUGGUCUUGUCCAUGUUGGAGAUGAGCUAAAAGAAGUCAAUGGGAUUGCUGUGCUUCACAAACGACCAGAAGAAAUUAGUCAGAUUUUGGCUCAAUCUCAGGGAUCAAUAACAUUAAAAAUAAUUCCAGCCAUCAAAGAAGAAGAUCGUCUGAAGGACAGCAAGGUAUUUAUGAGGGCACUCUUCUGCUAUAAUCCAAAAGAGGACAAAGCCAUUCCCUGUCAGGAGGCAGGGUUGCCGUUUAAGAGGAGACACAUCUUAGAAGUUGUGAGCCAGGAUGAUCCAACAUGGUGGCAAGCAAAGCGUGUUGGUGAUAACAACCUCAGGGCAGGAUUGAUCCCUUCAAAACAGUUCCAAGAAAGGCGUUUGAAUUAUAGAAGAACUAUAGGCACUCUGCAAAACUCCAAAACUGUAAAGAAGCCAUUAUAUGAUCAGUCUUCUGAGAAAGAAGAUUGUGACUGUGAGGGAUAUUUCAAUGGACAAUAUAUAGCUGGUUUGCGGAGGAGCUUUAGGUUAAGCCGAAAGGAGAAACACAACAACCAGAAUCAGGCAAAGCAAGCAGACAUAUCCGAGUUCCUAACAUAUGAAGAAGUCACUAAAUAUCAGCAUCAGCCGGGAGAAAAGCAGAGACUGGUAGUUUUGAUUGGUUCUUUGGGAGCCAGACUAAAUGAGCUCAAACAGAAAGUUGUGUCAGAGAAUCCACAGGAGUAUGGUGUUGCAGUUCCACAUACAACACGGUCAAAGAAAAGUCAUGAAAAAGAGGGAGUGGAAUACAAUUUUGUCUCUAAGCAAUCAUUUGAGAUAGAUGUACAGCAUAACAAAUUUGUUGAACAUGGAGAAUACAAAGAGAAUCUGUAUGGAACAAGCCUCGAGGCAAUCCAAUCUGUUAUGGCCAAAAAUAAAGUUUGUUUGGUGGAUGUGGUACCCGAAGCAGUAAAGCACCUGAGAACACCAGAGUUUAAACCAUAUGUUAUAUUUGUGAAGCCUCUUGUUCCAGAAAAGAAAAAAAAUGCACCAUCUCCAGCUUCAGAAGAAAUCUCAGCCCCACUUGAUGAAGAACAGCAGGACAUUAUUAAUUCAGCAGCAUUUAUCGAAGACCAGUAUGGCCAUUUAAUUGACACUGUGCUGCUGAAAGAAGACCUCCAGAGUGCCUAUAAUCAGUUGAAAACUCUGCUAGAGAAGCUGAAGGAGGACUCAUUUUGGGUGCCAGUGAGUUGGGUUAGAUCAUAACCUGCUCUCACAUGUCAAAAGGAAAGCCUAUAUAAAAUGUAUUGUAAAUAUAAGGAUUAUACGAGGGAACAUGUCAGCUGCACUCCAAUACUGCCAGCUUGUCUAGAAAGUAACAUGAAAAUGUCAUAUCAGUUAAACUAGACAAACCCAUCAGUCAGACGCUGACAUGGGGUUCCUGAACCACAGUUUUUAGUAGUGUCAUUUAAAAUGUUGAGUGCUCGAUGUAGAUUGAUUGAUUGGUAAAAUUUUAGUGAUUUUUAAGCUUUGUAAAUACUUUGUGAUGUAGAGUGAAACUUCACCUACCGGGGCAGCUCUAGCCAUUUCACCGCCCCA